UUGGAACGCAAUUAUAGAGCAAUCAAUCAGAUUGAAAGCAAUAACAAAUAUUUACCUAUUACUAUCUAAGAUUAAUUCGAAAAAAUACUGCUUACGUUCUGAUCAUAUCAUUAAUUAAAUUUAUAAUUGUUAAAUAAACAGCUAGUGACAAUCAAUUAUGUAAGGAUCAUCUCAAAAUUUUCGAUUUUUUACAGAGUAAUGAAGAAAUUUAAGUGAUUUAAUAAUAUAGAAAUAGUCGAUUCAUCUAUGUCAAGUGGAGUCGAACGCAAGAAAAAUCGCAAGGAUGAUGAGCGAAUAUCAGGACAUUUUGAAUACGGCGAAAAGAAAGUGUUACAAUAGCAAAACCAUCGAAACAAUCACUGGAAAAUUUUGCAAAUUAAUUUUCGACGGUAUCUUGUGCUGGCCUCCAACUCCCGCUGGAGUUUUAGCUAACCAAUCCUGCUCCAACGAAUACAUAAAAUGGACUAUAAGAAACAAUUAUGCCACUAAACAAUGUGACAAUGACGGCCAGUGGUUUGUACACGAGAAUUCAUCAAAAUCGUGGACUAAUUACAGCCAGUGUGGUAAUAUUUCUGAAUUUUACCCAAUUUUAGAUGAUUCUCUCCAAGACCACACACUGUAUAAUAAGUGGUUACCAGUUAUCAAAAAUAUUACUCAGUGUGGGUACAUUUUAUCAACAGUUUCAUUAAUUAUAGCUUUGUUUGUCUUCAUACGUAUCAAGAGAUUACAUUGCGCUCGAAAUAAGCUUCAUAUUCAUUUAUUUGCCUCAUUUGUAAUGAGAGCUUUCAUGUCUUUAAUAAAAGAUGGAUUAUUAAUCGAGGGAACGGCUUUACCUCAUGAAAUUAUUUAUGUCAAUGGGAAGCUAGUUUAUAACAAAACAAAUUUCUCUUGGGUUUGUAAAGCUAUGAUAAGUCUUUGGAACUAUUUCAUAAUAUCAAAUUACAUGUUUCUUCUGAUGGAGGGCGCAUAUUUACACAACUUGCUCUUUUUGAAAUUACUUUCGGAAAAUGGGGUUGUAAUUUAUUACAGUUUAGGGUGGGGAAUCCCCCUACUUUUCAUAAUACCGUGGAUAAUUUUAAAGGCCGGAAAUGAAAAUCUGUACUGUUGGACAACAAAAUCUAAUAAAUUCAUUGCCAUGUUGAUUGAUAUUCCUAUAGGACUUACAGUAGUUAUUAAUUUUAUUUUAUUUACAAUAAUAGUACGAAUACUCUUUGUGAAACUGACUUCGAUGUAUAUUCAGCAACGUUGGACCAAGUAUCAAAAACUCAUCCGUGCUAUUUUAAUUUUGGUGCCUCUGUUUGGGAUCCCUUAUACAAUUUCGUUCGUGUUAUCUUUUUACGCAAAGGAGGAUCAAACGUUUGAAAUCAUGUGGUUAUUUUUUGAUCAGACUUUUACAGCAUUUCAAGGACUUUUUGCCAGCUUAGUUUAUUGCCUCUUGAACAGUGAAGUUCAGCUAGAGAUAAUGCGAAAAUAUAACUCUUUCAAGGACAGAAAUCGGGAAUUUAACAGACGAAGUCGGACGAUAUCGCACACUCAACAAAUACCACUGACUGAAGAAUUGCAAGAAAUUCCACAAAGCGCCGGGAUUAAAGAUCAGCUGUAUAUUAACAAAACAAGUGAUUAUUUUUAAGUUUAUUUAUUGUAGCUUUAGUUCCACACACAAUAAACUUAAGUAAUUUAUU
Molecule: messenger RNA, 1682 nt
Organism: Tribolium madens (black flour beetle)
Lineage: Eukaryota; Metazoa; Arthropoda; Insecta; Coleoptera; Tenebrionidae
Product: secretin receptor-like
Exons: 6
Coding region: 284-1630 (448 amino acids)
Biological process (GO): adenylate cyclase-modulating G protein-coupled receptor signaling pathway; cell surface receptor signaling pathway
Cellular component (GO): plasma membrane
Molecular function (GO): peptide hormone binding; G protein-coupled peptide receptor activity
Source: RefSeq, a predicted model, not a curated record